This is a messenger RNA of Rotaria sordida, 1188 nucleotides long. The record is from the annotation of a GenBank genome assembly. Lineage: Eukaryota; Metazoa; Rotifera; Eurotatoria; Philodinida; Philodinidae.
AUGUUUCAUACAAUUCAACGACAAUUAAAAAUAUUUCUUCUAAUCAUAUGUUCCUGUUUCAAUUUCAUAAUUGGAGGUCCUGAUCAACUUCGUCUAUUAGAACAUCUAUUGACUAACAAUAAAUUCAAACCAAUUGCACGACCUGUUCAAAAUGAUUCUCAUACAUUACCUGUUACUAUAAAUUUAUCUUUACAACAAAUCAUUACUUUUGAUGGAAAGAAUGAAGCUAUUACUAUUAGUGGCUGGAUGACAAUCGUAUAUUUCUCUGCAACGAACAAUAGUACCAAAUAUGACUGUUGUCCAAAUGUGUAUCCAUACGUACUAUAUACUAUCCGAAUUCGUCGACGUUCUCUUUAUUAUAUUACAAAUACUGUUGUACCUUGUUUUCUUAUCAGUUGUAUGACACUACUCGGACUUGUAUUACCACCGGAUAGUGGUGAUAAAAUAACCUUACAGAUUACAACUCUUUUAACUAUCGUUAUGUUCAGUUUACUUCUAUCAGACUUCAUGCCACCAAGCUCAACUGCUGUACCGCUUAUUACUGUUUAUUUCAUGUGCGUUAUGAUUAUGUCUGUAGUUUCAGUUGGUGCAUCAGUAUUAGUAUUAUCACUUCAUUUUCGAAACUCUAAAACUUAUACAAUACCAUUAUGGAUUCGUAAGUAUAUUUGUAACUAUUUGGCAUGGCUAUUAUGUAUGAACCGUCCUAAUCAUGAUUUAAGUUGGCACGCCAUUCGUCGUCGAUGGGCUUCUACGAGUCAAAAAUCGAAUAAUAUAGAUGAAUCAAUUGAUGAUCAUCAUUUUAAGAUUCCUUCUGAACCAUUAUUGAAUAAUACAAUGGAGUUGUCAUCGACCAACAUUAUAAAUAUUGACAGAGAACCUUUAAAAUUCCAAGAAAGUCGAGAAAAACAAAGCUCAGAUUCGCUAUUAGAAUAUCCUGUACCUUCAACAACAAAAACUCAUCAUUCUCAUCAUCAUCAGAAUACAUAUGAUAUAGAAAUGAUUUGUUCUAAGCUACAUAUUAUUAGUUCUCAACUCGCCAUUCUUACUCGUCAUUCUCGACAAGAAGAAAAAGAUGAUGAUGAAUCUCAAGAAUGGAAAUUUAUGGCAAGAGUCAUUGAUCGUCUUUGUCUAGUAAUUUUUGCUGUAUGCAUGAUUAUUUUUACUACGUUUAUUUUUCUUCAUUUUUAA